Sander lucioperca (pikeperch) is the source of this 3104-nucleotide messenger RNA. It is a transcript of the gene fkrp, whose product is annotated as fukutin related protein. The transcript has 2 exons. Gene Ontology annotation, cellular component: Golgi apparatus. The record is from RefSeq and is a predicted model, not a curated record. Lineage: Eukaryota; Metazoa; Chordata; Actinopteri; Perciformes; Percidae. Bases 544 to 2142 code for a protein of 532 amino acids. Gene Ontology annotation, biological process: protein O-linked glycosylation via mannose.
CGGAAGUCUUUAUGUUGUUGCUGCGGGCUACACAGACGGCAAGCGUGAUAGCUUAAUGGUAAAUUCGCGUUGUUGGUUUCAGGGAUGAGCUUGAGCAAAGUAAUGAAAUACUCUGAUGCGAUUUGUGCGCACACAGUUGUAGAUUUCUUUUUAAAAUGUUGGAGACUCGAUUUCAACCACAACCGCACAAACAUUAGGUAACAAUGCAGAUUAAUCUCUGUGUUUGUUGGGACGGAUUCAGCCAGGGUUUUUACUGCUAUGCUACGAGAGCUGGUUGAGAUGGACCACCAUGAAAACCAAAUAUAGUACAAGGUUACUGGACAUUACGUUGCUAAUGCUUCUGAUAAUAACAUGGCUAAUGCAUGAUGUGAUGGGCUGCAAAUGAUUUCCUUGUAAAGAAUAAAAUAGAUCCAUCCAAAUUAAAGGUUGUCUUUAACUCUCAUUCCUCUACUAUUACACGAAUUGGGACCUAAGACCCACUAUUGGAUUUCUUAAUUGAAACAACUUCUCCUGAGAGAAACUGGAAAGUAAACAUCAGUUGCCAUGCGUAUCAGUCUCUGCCAGGGCCUGUUAACUGGUGCCAUCAUCCUCAACCUCCUCAUUCUCUACUAUGUGUCUCGGGCCCAGCAGCAAAUGAUGGAUAAGAGGAAGGAGCUUGGCAGGGGCACGAGGAGAGCUGCCCUACCAGCCUCUGGCCUGGGGGGAGGCCUAGGGCUACUUGUAGGAGCUGGAGGUGAUCCUGGAGGGAUUGGAGGUGAGGGACACAGUCGUGGCCCACGUGUGACUGUUCUUCUUCGGGAGUUUGAAAACUUUGAGAAUUAUGUCGGGGAUGUGGCUAAUUCCUUCCUCCGCCAGAGAUCUGAGCUUCCCUUCCUGGCUGUGGCUGACACGUCUCCAUACCCUCCCCUGGUGCUUCCAGACGGGGCGCGUCUUCUAGUGCUCUCCCCCAGCCCGGACCAGCCACCGCAAGCUCACAGGCCAGAGUUCCACGUCCAGACAGAGUUUGUGCUGCUGGUGCCCGAUGGAGUGGAGUUGGAACAACCUCGGGCUAUCGAGAGGCUGAUUAGGGAGUUGGAAGGCGAGGGUGGGGGGCCUGUGAGGCUGGUAGCUGCACCCGUGCUGGCUCGAUCUGCUGUGCAGUGUCUCCACCUGCGGGUGAACCUCAGAGAGUGGACAGCCACCUACUCGCCAGCUGCGUCUGGGAGCAGCGGGAGUGUGUGUACGGCUUUACAAGGAGAUGCGGUUGUCCUCAUUCGCACUGAGGAUCUUUUUAACCUCUCUGUCCCUCUGGGGCGGCCCCUCUUCUCCUCGCUCUUCGUCCAGACUGCUUUGAGAGGCUGGAAGGUCAAGCUGCUGGAGAGCCCCUGUUUUGCCGCAAACCACCGGCCCCUCUUCAGCUCCGCUCACAACCAGUGGAAGGCCGAAACUCGACUGAAGGAGGCCACAGGGAAGCUCAUGAGGAGCUUUGGUCUGAAGCGUCUCCUGCUGCCUGAUGGGAAGGAACAGUGGUAUGGCUGCAGUAAAGAGACGCCUCGCUGCUUUGGCACUGUGCAGGAUGACACUCCAGACUACCUUUAUCUGGAUCGCUGGACACCUCCCUGCUGUCUGCGAGCUCUCAGGGAAACCACCAAGUAUGUAAUCAAUAUCCUGGAGAGCUCUGGUGUGCGCUACUGGCUAGAGGGGGGGACUCUGCUGGGCGCUGUCCGCCAUCAGGACAUCAUUCCAUGGGAUUAUGAUGUGGACCUGGGCAUCUACCUGGAGGAUGUACCCAACUGUGAUCACUUGAAGAACCUGGACUCAGGCUCUCUUGUGGAUGCUAACGGCUACGUCUGGGAACGCGCAGUGGAAGGAGACUUCUACAGAGUCCAGUACAGCGAGGCCAACCAUCUGCAUGUUGACCUGUGGCCGUUCUAUGCACGUAAUGGCGUCAUGACCAAAGACACAUGGACAGAGCACAAACAAGACGUGGAGUUCCCAGAGCACUUCCUGCAGCCGCUGGUACCCAUGUCCUUUGCCGGCAUCACUGCCUACAGCCCCAACAACCACCGAUCCUUCUUGGAGCUGAAGUUUGGAGAGGGGGUUAUUGAGAACCCCCAGUAUCCCAACCCCACAAGAAAGAGGCUGGACAGAAGCAAAUUAUGAGAUGAUAGUUAUUUGUUUACACAGAACUUUUGCCUUUUAAACAGCCUAAAAUAUGUUGCCUGGAAACUAAUAUGGUGCUAAAAUGACUGCAUUUUGUGUUAAUUUAACCACAUCUAUAUCACCAGUAUCAUCUGAUGACUGGUCAAAUCUCCUCUAUUAUCAGUAUUUGGAUGUAGAGUCUAACUUUGGAUUGCGUUUUAGUCUUUGUCAAAGUGGUACGAUUUUGUUUGCAACUGGCAUGAACGCUUGAAAGAUUAAAAUCCAUACAUUAGUGCGUUUACAUCGGGCAUAUCUAAGAGUCAAAGACUGGUUUUACUACAUGGUGUACUAAAUUUGUAUGUGUUGUACAGUAAAGUGCAGUAAACAAUAUGACUGCUGUAAAGAUGAUACAUACUUUUAAAAUAUAUUGUUUUUUUGAAAGCUAGUGUACAUUAUCUUAAGCAGGAUUUAAGGUGUAGUACAGAUUUAUUUGUGUUCAGUGAAGUGUUUUUUUUUUCUCAAACAGGUGUUUUAUGAAUUUUUCAACUGUGUUGCAUCGAUUUGCACUGGUUCUUUCAGUUUUGCACAGUUUUGAAAUGAAUGUUACUGCAUAUCGAUGCCAUUUGGUACCUGACAGCUGUAGCGCGGUGAGUAAAUUUCCAUGUGGUAAAAUGAGAACCACACUGUCAUUCAUCCUCAUCCAUUAAUUACAAAUGGCAUAUGGAGAGGAUGAAAUGUUGCUCCAUCAGGCCUUACUAUUCAUAAAAAACAUAAAACUUUGACUGAAUGUGUUAUUAAAUAUUAACCCUUAGCUCAAGCAUGUGUGUUACUACUGAGCACCCAUUAUGUAUUAACUGAAAUUACAUUUCAAUUCAGUAAAUUAUUCAAAGAAAAUAUUUAAAAGAGAAGUUGCACAUAGAAACGCACCAGCUUCUCUCGGUACGACAUGCCUGUAGUGUUACUUGUGUGUGAUGAAUCAUGGU